Merops nubicus (carmine bee-eater) is the source of this 602-nucleotide messenger RNA. RefSeq names its product syntaxin binding protein 6 (amisyn) (gene STXBP6). The record is from RefSeq and is a predicted model, not a curated record. The annotation marks the transcript as partial. NCBI's taxonomy places the organism in Eukaryota, Metazoa, Chordata, Aves, Coraciiformes, Meropidae. Gene Ontology annotation, biological process: regulation of SNARE complex assembly. The transcript has 7 exons.
UAGUUCCAGAGUUUGUUUUGGGGGCUUUUUUACUUCGUGUCUAUACCAGUAGUAGAAAGUUGCCGUUCCUCAGUUCAUACUGUAGAUACUUCUGGCAAUCUGUUUAUUACAUUUGUAUCAGUAUGACAAACAAGAAACCAGCUCAAGCAUCUAUUACGAAGGUGAAGCAGUUUGAAGGCCACACAUCUUUUGUCAGGAGAACACAGUGGAUGCUUGAGCAGCUUCGCCAGGUCAAUGGUAUAGACCCUAAUCGGGAUUCCCCAGAAUUUGAUUUACUAUUUGAAAAUGCUUUUGACCAAUGGGUAGCAAGCACAGCUUCAGAAAAGUGCACAUUCUUUCAGGUUCUACAUCACACUUGUCAGAGAUACCUUACAGACAAGAAACCAGAAUUUAUCAACUGUCAAUCUAAAAUUAUGGGAGGAAACAGCAUACUCCAUUCAGCAGCAGACAGUGUGACCAGUGCAGUACAGAAGGCAAGUCAGGCUUUGAAUGAGCGUGGUGAAAGGUUAGGUCGAGCAGAAGAAAAGACAGAGGAGCUGAAAAACAGUGCUCAGCAGUUUGCAGAAACUGCACAUAAGCUUGCCAUGAAGCACAAAUGCUGA